Messenger RNA from Miscanthus lutarioriparius, 1392 nucleotides. The record is from the annotation of a GenBank genome assembly. NCBI's taxonomy places the organism in Eukaryota, Viridiplantae, Streptophyta, Magnoliopsida, Poales, Poaceae.
AUGGGCCGGCGCGCGGCCCGGCACGGCGUGCGCUGCGGCCGGGUCGGAUCUGAGACGAGACGAGUCCCCCCUCCCCCAACCGGAACUUGUUACCAUCUCAUCCCACUCCACCCACCCGCCGCCUCCACCGGAUCUCGUCGGACUCGGAUCCGCCCGACCACCCCGCGCCGCCGCAGCAGCAGCAGCAGCAGAUCAGAGAAGAUGGCCGCAGUUGACACCUUCCUCUUCACCUCGGAGUCUGUGAACGAGGGACACCCUGACAAGCUCUGCGACCAGGUCUCAGAUGCCGUUCUUGACGCUUGCCUUGCUGAGGACCCUGACAGCAAGGUUGCUUGCGAGACCUGCACCAAGACCAACAUGGUCAUGGUCUUUGGUGAGAUCACCACCAAGGCCAAUGUCGACUACGAGAAGAUUGUCAGGGAGACCUGCCGCAACAUUGGUUUCGUGUCAGCCGAUGUUGGGCUUGACGCUGACCACUGCAAGGUGCUCGUGAACAUUGAGCAACAGUCUCCUGAUAUUGCUCAGGGUGUGCAUGGCCACUUCACCAAGCGCCCCGAGGAGAUUGGAGCUGGUGACCAGGGACACAUGUUUGGGUAUGCGACUGAUGAGACCCCUGAGCUGAUGCCUCUCAGCCAUGUCCUUGCCACCAAGCUUGGUGCUCGCCUCACUGAGGUCCGCAAGAAUGGAACCUGCCCCUGGCUCAGGCCUGAUGGGAAGACCCAGGUGACAGUUGAGUACCGCAAUGAGGGUGGUGCCAUGGUCCCCAUUCGGGUCCACACUGUCCUCAUCUCUACCCAGCAUGACGAGACAGUCACCAAUGAUGAGAUUGCUGCUGACCUGAAGGAGCAUGUCAUCAAGCCUGUCAUCCCUGAGCAGUACCUUGACGAGAAGACCAUCUUCCACCUUAACCCAUCUGGUCGCUUUGUCAUUGGUGGACCUCACGGUGAUGCUGGUCUUACUGGCCGGAAGAUCAUCAUUGACACCUAUGGUGGCUGGGGAGCCCACGGUGGUGGUGCUUUCUCUGGCAAGGACCCAACCAAGGUCGACCGCAGUGGAGCCUACGUCGCAAGGCAGGCUGCCAAGAGCAUUGUCGCCAACGGCCUUGCUCGCCGUGCCAUCGUCCAGGUCUCCUACGCCAUUGGUGUGCCCGAGCCUCUCUCCGUGUUUGUUGACACGUACGGCACCGGCACGAUCCCUGACAAGGAGAUCCUCAAGAUUGUGAAGGAGAACUUUGACUUCAGGCCUGGCAUGAUCAUCAUCAACCUCGACCUCAAGAAAGGUGGCAACGGGCGCUACCUCAAGACGGCGGCCUACGGCCACUUUGGAAGGGACGACCCUGACUUCACCUGGGAGGUGGUGAAGCCCCUCAAGGCGGAGAAGCCUUCUGCCUAA